UUCCUAGCGUUAAAGUUAUCUUAAAAUUUUGUUUCUCACAUUGAAAUUUAUUCAAGAAUUCUUAAUUUAAUCGCAUUGUUUAUUUUUCAAUUAUUUCUAUUGCAAUAAAACGAAGUUCUUGAAAGUCAAUUCAAAUUUGGCUUUUUCUAAAUAAAAACUUUCAAAUAUAGACGAUAAUAGAUAUAAAACAGGUUAGGAAACAUUACACUUUAAUAUCCAUUGAAACAGAAGACUUUACAGCAAUAAAUCUGUCCAAAUUGUGACCAAUUAUGAUUAUAGUUAAAUAAUGAUAUGACCACAUGAUAGAAUAAGAAAACUGACGAGAAGAUAGGAAUAAUGUCCAUGAGGAACGCAAAAGAAUUCUUUGUUCUAUCAAUAGGAUAAAAGUUGCAAGAGUGACUUGGGCAAAUCUUUUAUAAGAAAUGGGAUCUUCUCAUAGCGUGGAAAUACCUGGAGGCGGUACGGAAGGUUAUCACGUAUUAAGAGUUCAAGAUGAUUCUCCUGGACAAAAAGCUGGUUUGGAAGCAUUUUUUGACUUUAUUGUCUCCAUUGGAAAUACUCGCUUGGAUCAGGAUAGUCAUAUUUUAAAGGAUCUUCUUAAAGCUAAUGUAGAUAAAGAAGUUACCAUCACCGUAUAUAGUAGUAAAACACAAUCUGUACGUCAAACCGUUAUUGUACCUAAUAUGACAUGGGGUGGACAAGGAUUCCUUGGUGUUAGCGUACGGUUUUGCUCAUUUGAAGGUGCCAAUGAAAACGUUUGGCAUGUACUUGAAGUACAUCCUUCUUCUCCUGCAGAACUAGCUGGUUUACAUCCCUUUACAGAUUAUAUCAUUGGAGCUGAUUCUGUUUUACACGAGAGUGAAGAUUUAUUUACUCUGAUAGAAGCUCACGAGUCUCGGCCAUUGAAGCUAUAUGUGUACAAUACAAUGGAUGACUCUUGUAGAGAAGUUACUAUUACACCAAAUAAUACAUGGGGAGGUGAAGGAAGUCUAGGAUGUGGAAUUGGAUAUGGAUAUUUGCAUAGAAUACCUAUCAGAAAUAUUCCAGAGAACAAACCACGUACUUCAUCGUACAUGACUAAUAUAAAAACUACUGUUCCCAGUCAAGUGCAAACAAGCGCGACUGCUGCAGUUACAAACAUACCACCUGGAUUUUCAAUUCCAUCAAAUUAUAUUCCAACUACUAUUGACAAUACUAGCAAAAAUGAAACUAUAAUUACGUCGCAGGUAACACCCUAUCCCAAUUUAUCGCAAAUAAGUCCUGUCGAUGCUGGAGCUACUACAAUUAAUUCAACGAUUCAUCCUUCUUCUAAUCAACCUAUUGUUACUACUUCACCUAGUGCUGAAAUUACCAAUUAUAAAGAUAGUCCAAACAUUCCUGGUAUGCCAACCACUCCACCUAUUUCAUCAUUUUCUAUGGAAGGAAAUAUUCCAGUAGGAUUAACAACUACGCCACAUGUGAUUACAAUGCAGAGUUAUAAUUUACCGGGUGUUCAAACUACUUCUUCUUCACUACCUUUUAAUGUGCCUCAAUCCCAACUUGUGACAACACCUAUUUCAUUACCUGGAAUGCCACCGAUUACCGUUAAUGCAACUCUCCCACAAAAUCCUUCUUUCUAUUCUUCUGUUCUUCAUCAAAAUCAAUUACCUACUACUACUCCAUCUUCACCUACAUCGUUGACGACACAGUAACAGUUAUUUCUGAUGCUUCAAAUACAAUCUUUUUCUGCCCUUUGAUAAAAUAUUCUAUAUGUAGGUAAAAUAAAAUAGAACAUAUAAGCAAUUUUGAAUCAUUGCAUUACCUAUUUGUAUGCGAAUAUAGAUUAUUAAUGUGACAAAGAUUGUAUCUUUGAUAAGGAUUAUUAUGUAUCUCAAAUGUCACAACGUGGUAUAUAUGAGAUAUGUAAUAUUGUACAUAAACAUUAACUUAACGAAAUUUUUAAGGAAUGUGUUUAAAUAAAUUAAAGAAAUUGAUCGCAUAGAAGUAUUUCACGCGGAGGAUAGUUAUACAUUUUUAUUUAUAAAAAUAUAUUUUCUCUCUCUCUCUCUCUCUCUCUCUCUCUCUCUCUCUCUCUCUCUCUCUCAUAUAUAUAUAUAUAUAUAUAUCGAUUUUAUAUAUGUAUAUAUAUAAAAUCUAAACACUUGCUUGUCGCUUCAAAAAUAAAUACAAUUUUCAUAAACUGAUAAAGCAUGUAAUACCAAUAUUUUUACAUACUAGAGAUUAUUGUUACUUUUAUUAGUUGACGAUGAAAAUAUAAUUACUUUUAUCCAA
This is a messenger RNA of Vespa velutina, 2271 nucleotides long. RefSeq names its product Golgi reassembly-stacking protein 2 (gene Grasp65). Gene Ontology annotation, molecular function: protein binding. Lineage: Eukaryota; Metazoa; Arthropoda; Insecta; Hymenoptera; Vespidae. The record is from RefSeq and is a predicted model, not a curated record. The transcript is spliced from 8 exons. The coding region runs from base 423 to 1691 and encodes 422 amino acids. Gene Ontology annotation, cellular component: Golgi apparatus. Gene Ontology annotation, biological process: Golgi organization.